UUAAUCCGGUGUGAUAAGGUGUAGUCGGGGGUGGUCAGGCUCUCGACGAUUAGGAUCACUUACGAAUCUGAUCUCCAAGUUUGUCAAAUACCAACUGAUCGCACCCCCCGUCUGCACCUCACCUACCAUACACGUAAGUACAUUAGAAACAAUUGAUAUUAAAUAAUGUUCCGCAUUUUUAUCAAAAGCUACAUCGUUCCGUUUGACAGAUAAUGAUUAUAGCAACGUUUCUUUAUUUGAAUGGAAACGUCACUUUUAAACGUUCAAAACGAACGUUACAAACAUUUCCGUUCAACGCUCAACAUGAAUCGGUUGUACAUUCAGAGUAACUCAACGGGUGAGAUUACAUUAAUCGGAUGUUCAUAACCAAUAACAUUGCUACGAAAGUAUUUUGAAUUUUGAAUUGGAAGCCUUGGUUCAUUGAUUCUGCCUUCAGCUUAAUCGACAAGUGUAAAUUUCUAAGGAGUCUUAACAAUAAAUCAAAGGAUGUUGAUCAUCGCGUGACCCAACUCCGUCAAGUUUGUACAUCUAGUUUAGACCAACGGCAACAUUACAUAUCUGGAUCAAAAUUAAAGCAUGGCGAAAAAACCGUGUUCCUUAUUAUCGUGGACAAUAGCAUGUAUGUAUAUGUGCAGGAUUUUGUUGUUCGCGAUGCUGUUCGCAGCUGGUGUUUACUUAGCUGUCACCCAUGCUAGCUACAAUAGUGACAUGAAGAAUACUCUACAGGCAAACACCACAUUUUGCGACUGGCUUCUGAAGGAUAAAUAUGCCAGUUGUAAAUAUCUUAUUUGCGCUUCUUUGUUUUUCUUCCUCGCUUCUCUUGUUUUGAUUGUCAAGCUUUGCAUUGGUUUUUUAUUUAUCGCGGUCGUUAAAUUAGACCGGUUUGCGAAAAAGACCGAAGUUAAAAUUAACAAAUGGAGAAAAAAAGGAUUUUUGGGAUGUGCAAUGGUUGUUGUCUUCACCUUUCUGUAUCACUUAAUGGACAUGAUGUGGUUAAAUGUUGUUAGAAUCUUGCGUAAGGCGAUUUUCUGGUCCAAAAUUAUUCUCGCCACGUUGUUUAUCACAGCUGGUGUUGUCUUAGUUGCCACUCUUUACGACAACGAAAACGACAAGAAAGAUACUUCAAAAGGACACCCGUCACUUUGCCAUUGGCUUAACAAUCAUGCCAGUUGUAAUUACCUUCAGUGGGCUUACAUUUUCUGCUUUGUUGCUGCUGUCACUGUACUUACGGAGGCCGUUGUUGUAAAUGGACUUUGAGAGCACAAUCAACGGUAGAUGCCCUAUGUAAAGGAAUCCAUUGCGGUUUUUAAUUCCAAAUUUCAGCUCAAGGAUACAGGAUCUUAACGCCUAAAGAUUGCGCACACAGCUAGAUUUUCUCACGCGCAAAUUUUAGAUUGAAAAUCACGCAAAUGCAACCCUCCCACCACCCACUCAAUGUUCCAACCCUACUGGUCAACAUACGUUUCAGGAACUUUGAAUGAAAAAUUAAACAUUGUUUCUGAACAUAAAAACUUCUCGAACCAAAGCAUACAUAAAAGCUAACGUUCAUUAUGUAAGUAGCUAAAUACUUGACUAUAUCCUGUCAUUAAAAAUAUAUUGGAAUA
Messenger RNA from Xenia sp. Carnegie-2017, 1604 nucleotides. RefSeq lists its product as uncharacterized. Lineage: Eukaryota; Metazoa; Cnidaria; Anthozoa; Malacalcyonacea; Xeniidae. The transcript has 7 exons. The coding region runs from base 577 to 1257 and encodes 226 amino acids. The record is from RefSeq and is a predicted model, not a curated record.